AUGUCUGAUUACAAAAAAUCAAAAACAUCUCGAAGGUCUUCUAGAGAAAAAUAUGAUGAUCGCAGUAUUUCUUCACGGAAGUCUAAUCGGCGAGAAGAACGAGUAAAAAGUCCAAAAAUUUUUGAAAGAAGACGAAGUAGAGACAAAUCUGUUAUUUCAACAUCGUCAAGUGAGGGUUCUGAAUUCGAAAAAUUGCUUAACAAAAAACGAAAGGAAACGAUUCAAAAAGAAAAAGAGGAAAAGCUUAGAAUGAAAGAACUUGAAACACCUGAUGAAAAAAGGGCGAGACGAAUUGCAAAAAAAUUACAAAAAGAGGAGCGAAGGAGAGCAGAAGCUUUGAAGGCUUUUCCUGAAGGAAUUCCUUACACAGACUUGAAUAACCCAUUUAAUGAUACCAGCCUUUCUGAAACAUUUGUUUGGAAGAAAAAAUGGGAAACAGAAGGGAUGAGUUCUGUAUCAAAGAAAAAAGUUGAAAAAAUAAAUCGUGAAACAAUUGCAAAAAAUUUGGCUGAAAUGGAACAAUUAAAAAAGAAUCGGGAGGCUAGGGAUGCAGCUAAAGAAGACAUGGAAAUGAUCAAUCGCGAUCAGGAAAGGCGCCUUUGUGACUGGAACAGAACAGAAGAUGCAUUUCAUAUGAAGCAAGCUAGGCUACGUUCAUCAAUUCGAAUUAAGGAGGGAAGGGCAAAGCCAAUAGAUUUAUUAGCUCGUUAUAUUUCUUAUUUUGAUGAAACAACUGAAGACGAUUUUCAGUUAGAUAAUCCUUUGAGUUAUAUACCAAAAAAUUCAAUUGACGAUUUGGAGGAUCUUAUUGCUGAUAUUAAUGUUUACCGUAUGAUUGAUGGCAAAAAGAAUUCUGAAUUUUGGGAUGAUAUUGAAACAAUUUCUAAAAGUAUUUCAAAAAAGCUUGUUGAAAAUCGACGCCGUUCAUCUGAUAGUGGAACUGUACAUUCUUCUGUUCAGGAAGAAGUUCUUAAAAUUUUUAAAGGAAAAUCUUAUUUUGAUUUGCAACAUUUACAAGAUCAAAUAAAGGCUAAAAUUAAAAAUACUAGUAAAGGAACAGAUGUCAGUUAUUGGGAAGCGUUACUUGACCAACUUGGCCCGUAUAUGGCUAAACAACGUUUAGGAGAGAAUUAUGCUCAUAUUCAGCAAUUAUGGCUUAAAAAAAUAAGGGAAGAACAAAUGAGUGAAAUGGAUACUUUAAAAGAUGAAAUUUUAGAGAAAAAUCUUUCAACUUCAAAUCAAUUUUCCUCAAAAGAUUCGGAAACUGUUUGGCAAUCGAAUACUUCAAUGGAAGAAUUGAGAAGAGAAGUGGAGGAGACAAGAUUUGUUUUGCCAUUUUCUCUUGAAGAUUUUCAAAAGCUGGAGGAUGAAGUUAAAGAACAUCAUUUUCUGCAAAUUGAUGCAAAAGGACAUAUGAAACAGUUUGCCCUUAAAUGUUAUGAAUAUGGACGGUAUAGCCCUACUUAUGGAAGUGAAAGUCAUAUAAUGCCUGGAAUUGAAAUUCUGGAUGGAAACGAAGAUGCAGAAAAAUUACAAGAGGCUAGAAAAAGAAAGAAAGGGGAAAGGAUUGAAGCUGAUUUAUCUGCGAGUGAUAAACGUAUGAUGGAUAUUGCAAAACAAGGAAUGACUGAAGACGAAGCAGUUUUUGCUGUUGAAGAAGCACUUGAAAAACAGCACUUUUUGUGGUCUGAUAAAUAUAGACCUAGAAAACCUCGUUAUUUUAAUCGAGUACAUACAGGCUUUGAUUGGAAUAAAUAUAAUCAAACUCAUUAUGACAUUGACAAUCCACCACCAAAAAUUGUUCAAGGAUAUAGAUUUAAUAUUUUUUAUCCUGAUUUACUCGAUCAGACACAAACACCCAGUUUUGCAUUAAUAAAAUGUGAAGAUUCUGAUUUUGCAAUUCUUCGUUUCAAAGCUGGGCCCCCAUAUGAAGAUAUUGGCUUUAAAAUUGUAAAUAGAGAAUGGGAGAUUAGUUAUAAACAUGGAUAUAAAUGUCAAUUUCAAAAUGGAGUUUUUCAACUUUGGUUUUUCUUUAAAAGAUAUAGAUAUAGACGAUAA
Molecule: messenger RNA, 2058 nt
Organism: Meloidogyne enterolobii
Lineage: Eukaryota; Metazoa; Nematoda; Chromadorea; Rhabditida; Meloidogynidae
Source: the annotation of a GenBank genome assembly